CCAGCCCGGUCCCGCCGCCCCGCCCGCCGGGGCUCGCGGGCCGCGCAGGGGUUGCUGGGAGCUGUAGUUGGCGAGCGGCGCCGGCGCGUCGUUCGCCCCCGUCCGUCCGUGCGGCCCUCCCUCCGUCGGUCUGUCUGUCUGUAGGGCGAUGGCCGCCCGCUCCCUGCGGCGCUUCGGGACCGUCCUCGGCGUGCCGUGGCGCGGCAGUUUGUAUUUCAGGAGGUCCCCAUGUGGUUUCAGCACUGCAGCUCAGCAGCGAAGUACAGGAGAUGAGUGUGGCCCAGAAGAUCCCCAUGAUGAGCCCAAGCAUCCCCUUUCUGACUGUGCCCUACAGCACAAAGCUAUCAAAUUGGAAGAACAAGUACGGGAUUUAACUGAGCGAUACCGGAAAGCUUUGGCAGAUUCUGAGAAUGUCCGGAGGAGAACGCAGAAGUUUGUGGAAGAUGCCAAGCUCUUUGGGAUCCAGAGUUUCUGCAGGGACCUCGUGGAGGUAGCAGAUAUCUUGGAGAAGACUGCCGAGAGUGCCGCAGAAGAAGCGGAGCCUAGUAAUCCAAAUCCAACCCUGAAGAAAAUCUAUGAAGGCCUCUCUCUCAUAGAGGCUAAAUUGCAAAGUGUAUUUGCCAAACAUGGCCUUCAGAAGAUGAACCCUGUUGGUGGCAAAUAUGAUCCUUAUGACCAUGAAAUAGUCUGCCACGUACCAGCUGAGGGAAUGCAGCCGGGCACGAUAGCACUGGUGACUCAGGAUGGCUACAAACUCCACGGUCGCACUAUCAGACACGCACUCGUCGGCGUGGCAGUAGAAUCACAGGAAUGACAUGGGCUUCCCUGUCGGCAUCUGGGACCUUACUGAGCCGAGGACCAUCAGCACCCAGUCACAACUGCAGCUGCAUGUCUUUGCUUAUUUAUUGAGCUAGGUUUGUAUUGUACGUUGGCUUCUUUAUAAUGUGUGCAGUCAUUUUGCCAUUAAUUCUAAGGUACUUGUAUAUUUAAUAAUCCUUUUUGGGGUGUGUGGAGUAGUACUAGGAGUCCUGCUAUUUGCCAGAAACGUGGCACUGUAGCCCCUCUCUCUGUUGCUCAUUUCUCCAUUAAGACUUGCAUGGGGAAGAGGGGAGAUAGGGGAGAGAAAGGGAAGUUCUCUGAGAGUUAAGGAAUCUUGUCUCCUGGUUCCAACUCUGAGACAGAUUCCUGCAGUGGCCUUCAGGAAAGUAACUUCUCUGCCUCAGUUUCCAUAUCUGUGUUAAGGGAAUAUAAUAAUACGUAUUGACCUACCUCACAGGGAUGUGGUAAGGCUUUUUCUUUGCAAAGCACUCGGAAGAGGAAAAGUCCAAAUGGCUGAGUAGUAUUAUCAGGCUGGUUUUGGUGUCUUCCCUUGUCCCCAGGCCCCUCUGUUGGGGAUCACUUGAAAUGACAUUUAGGGGCAGCUUCUUCUCAUGUCACUUCAGGAAAACAAUCCCGAAUUAAUGAAAUUCUGUCGUACUACAGUUGAAUAGGGAUGAAGUUUUAAGAGAAUUCUGUUGUUAGGUCAGACUCUAACGUGUUAAUAUUUGUUCUCCAGGUAAAACUUCAGCUUGCCCCCUUGUAUCCAAGGGUAAAACAGGGAGUAGCGGUUCUUGGUGGAGCCAGAAAACUGUUCUCAAAUCUCUCUUUCUCCAGCUAAAAAGUCUGUUUUAGAGGAGAGACAUCUCUCUUCCCGGAUGGGUAAUUGUGCAGCUCUCAAACAUGAUAGACUAUAUGCUCUUCCUUGCAGCUGCUGGCAAAAUGGAGACAUGCCCUUAAGCAGGAAAUCUGAACUGUUUUAUAUUCUCAGCUCUCCAAUAAUGGUACUCAGAUCACACUAGCUUCUAGAUGACAUUUAGAUUCUACUUUUGCAUAGUCAUAGUAAAGAUUAAAUCUUUUGGGUUUUGACGCAAGGAGAAAAAUCUUUUCUACUAAAAGUCCCAAGUGCCCUUGAACCAAUUUUCAUAGCGGUGACAAGAAAGCAAGAGAAGCAGAAGGCUGAGGAAGCGAAAGCUGACCUCAAGCCAUCCUCUUAGAGGCAUGUUGUUUUCACAGCAUGGCAUAUGUAUUUCCCUGUGGUCCUUUUGCCUGGGAGUCCAUUUAUCUCAGCUGAAAGGGUACAGUCACCGAGUAAGAUCAGAAUUUAACCCUUUACAGAGCAGCAAGCAGUAUAAUGACAGAAAACUUAUAUAAACCAGCCUAUGACCUGCACUAUGCAAAACCAGGGCAGGAAUGGUUGUUUUCAGGUUGUUUCUUACUGAUCUGUUAAUUCUUGCCAUUUCACUUUCUGGAAUUGGAUCCGUGGCCUGACAGUGUUGAGAUCCACUUCCAAAAACUCUUUACUUAUGGUGGAUGACAUCACUGGUUCAGAGGAAAGCUUAUUCUUCUCCCAUUCCUUUGCAGGCUUCAGUUGCAUAAUACUUUUCUGGUGGACUUCAAGAUUACCGCAGCCUUCAAUUAGCAGCUAUCGAGAGUCUUUCAUCUGGGGAGACUAUGUGCAGCUAGUUGGUUGUCAUUCCAGAAACUUAAGGAAGGUGCACUUUUCUAAUAUGCUCCGUGCCAGCUGCUUUUGCGACAGCUGUAUGUGGGUGACUCGGUACCUUCAUGGCAGCAUUAGAUCACUUUGGACAAGUCUCUUGUUCAGUGCUCUUUUUUUAUCACGUUAUUGGAAAUUUCAGAGACAUACAGGACUUCUUGGUCAUUGUUUUGUUGGUCUGCAUGCUGACUGGGUCACCAGGUUAUGCUGUUGCUCAAGACAAAGAACAGGUAAAAUAUGAAACAUGGCAAUGCAAGUCUUGCUGUCUCAAGCCUGUCUGCAGCCUGUUCUGAGGAAACGGCAUCUUCAGCUGGAAGGAGCGGUUGGGUUCCCUGCUGCCUCUUCGGCCGCUGCUGUAUCAGCUGAGUCUUUCUGCAGUCUGAGGGCAGAGCAGGUUGUAGAAACUAACUUUGAAUGUGCAACUUAAUUUAUAAGGUACUAAACAAAAGGGAAGGCAUUUUACACAGCAGGGAGUUUUCUGUCAUAAGAAAGGCUGCGACCUACCUGAGCCAGAUUUAAAAGUAGUGUGUGACAUCCUGGAAGUGAGGGAUCCAGAUCCUCUUUAAACUGACCCACAGCGCCACUUGAGUGUGAAAGUAUAGUACAUGUACUUCGUCCACCUUCGGACUAGUUGCCAAGCCUGCUUGUCUCCUCAGCUAGUAUGCACCCAUGUUUUGCCUUAAAGAAAUACCCUGAAACGCGCUCCAGACCUUCUGUCUGUAUUAAGAGGUUAUUGAUUCAGCUUGUGUAUCUGGGAUCUGCUUUCACUGAGGCGCUGUUGUGUGGCUAGAGCAGGAAUCUGAGGGGUCCAGUUCCUGUGCAGUCUUUCUCAUCCUCCCACAGGCCCCAUUUAAGUUUGAGCAAGCUAUUUUUCCUGUUCAUGCCCCAGUUUUUUCAGUCUAUUGAAUUUUUACAGGAUCUUGUCGGGCUUUUAUGAUGAUUACUGUAAGAUGUACCUGUUGCUUUGAGACUCUUUUACAGAAGUUACCAAAGAGAUAAAUACUGUAGCUGUUGUUUGUCCUAGUUUCUGCUUCCUUUGAAUGGUGACAUGAAAACGAAGUAACCAAACCUGGAUUCCAUCACAGAAUCCAGAUUUGUUAGGCAAAAUUUGAUUCUCUUGCCUUUCAAGCACACUUAAUGAUCUCUCUUAUUGUGGAUGAGAUUGCGUAAGGGUGGAUUGAAUUUAUCCAUUGUAGAUUCUUGCUCCUUUGUCUGCCCUGUUUGUGUAAAGCUUGCACGCUCAGCGUGGUGGGGCAGAACCCCCACUGGUGUGGUUCCAGUGCGCUCUGCAGAGUUACACCAGGGAGGAGACGGACCCAUGACCUUUUUCUCUCCAGUCACUUUAUUCAAUGACUAUUUAAUAAAACACAGGAGUAUGUUAGCAGGGACGGAAUUGCAGAGGGGAGGGGAGUGUCACGUACCUCUUAGUCAUUUCCACUCCAUUUGCCCAGCCAUGAACUGAAGAGCUGGAGCUGGGAAUGCAGACAGCUAGAUAGGAUGUGCAUGUGAUGGUGAUGUGAGGACCUGCAUUUCUGCUCUUGGGAAGUGGGCAGCCCCACUGAACAAGGGCAUUUGCCUUGUUCUGUGGCCUUGCCUUACCCUGUCAGUGGGACAUGUUUCAGUUGAACUCCCGGACGAGUCUCCAGCGGCGCCGUCUCACAAGCGUGGCAGCAUCUUAACUCUGCCCAGGAGCAGCAUAGAAUGUGAAUGUCACUUUGUGAACUUUAAAUUCUCAGUGCUUCAUCAGCAGAGCUUCUGUUGAAAGAGACAGCUGUGAUAAAUCAAUAGCUAUUAGCAAUCCUUUAAUUUUUAAACAAAUAUAUUUAAGUUUUAUAUGUGAAUAUUGUAGUAUUUUUUUAUUUUAAAACUUGAGAUGUUUUGAUAUUACUUGCGAAGUCAAAUGAACAAAGCAUCGCUAAUCUCCAAAAAUCAAAGUCCAUUUAGUUGGUAGGAAGCCUGUAUACAUUGUAAUUUUUAUUUUGUUUCUUUGCUCUUUGUUUACCCAAAGGUUCUGGCUGUGUGAAAGACAAAGACUAAGGUGUGGGAGUGGUGCAAGUAAAUGACAACGACAUUUGAGUUAAUGUUGGAAAGGGCUGAUUUCCUUUAGAUGUCCAGAUACUGUCCAUUUGCUAAUAAUAAAAAAAAGAAUUGCA
Messenger RNA from Phalacrocorax carbo (great cormorant), 4686 nucleotides. The record is from RefSeq and is a predicted model, not a curated record. Lineage: Eukaryota; Metazoa; Chordata; Aves; Suliformes; Phalacrocoracidae.